AUGCCAAAGACAAAUAAACAUACAAGACAAUUUCAACAAGCUGCUACUACAAAAUGGAAAAAUAAAUCAGUGACCAAUACCACUUCAAACAAAAAUCACGAACCUAUAGUGCUUAAUUCCAUUAACAAAAAUUGGCCUACAGUAUCUUCUUUAUUGAAUAAGGCUCUUGAUAGUAGUGUUAAUGAUGAUAAUUCUAAAUUAUUAUCACUUGAUGCACAAUUGAAAACAAAAACUGUCAAUAUAAAUCUUAAUACAACAAGACAAUUUCUUCAUCUUGUGAAUCAAGGGUAUACGAAGAUGAAAGCAAGUGAACUUCUAGCCAAAAGUUUGGGUAAAGGCCCAUGGCAUGCUCGGCGUAUUCAUACCUGGGCAAAUCAAUGGAAAAAUAACAAAGAGUUAAUAAAGUCAAAACGUGGUCAACAUAUAAAAACAAAAUCGUUGAUACAUAAUAUAAAUUUUCGACGUCAAAUAAAAUCAAUAUUUGGAAAAAAUUAA
Molecule: messenger RNA, 495 nt
Organism: Dentiscutata erythropus
Lineage: Eukaryota; Fungi; Glomeromycota; Glomeromycetes; Diversisporales; Gigasporaceae
Source: the annotation of a GenBank genome assembly